This is a messenger RNA of Lacerta agilis (Sand lizard), 1438 nucleotides long. RefSeq names its product proteasome 26S subunit, non-ATPase 6 (gene PSMD6). Gene Ontology annotation, molecular function: protein binding. The record is from RefSeq and is a predicted model, not a curated record. Bases 51 to 1220 code for a protein of 389 amino acids. Gene Ontology annotation, cellular component: proteasome regulatory particle. NCBI's taxonomy places the organism in Eukaryota, Metazoa, Chordata, Lepidosauria, Squamata, Lacertidae. Gene Ontology annotation, biological process: proteasome-mediated ubiquitin-dependent protein catabolic process. The transcript is spliced from 8 exons.
UCGCCCAGCUGCCGGGUCCAUCCACCCCGCUCCGCCCGCCCGCCGCCGAGAUGCCUCUGGAGAACCUGGAGGAGGAGGGCCUCCCCAAGAACCCCGACCUCCGCAUCGCCCAGCUGCGCUUCCUCCUCAGCCUCCAGCCGAAGCGCCCCGACCCGGCCGUCCGCCAGGAGCUCAUGGCCGCCAUCCGCGAACACGACAUGGCCCCAUACUACGAAUCCCUCUGCAAGUCACUUGAUUGGCCGGUAGAUACAGAUCUCUUGAAUAAGAUGAAGAAGGCAAAUGAGGAGGAGUUGAAACGCCUUGAUGAGCAGCUGGAAGAUGCAGAGAAGAACUUGGGGGAAAGUGAAAUCCGUGAUGCCAUGAUGGCCAAAGCUGAGUACCUCUGCCGAAUCGGGGACAAGGAAGCAGCUCUGACUGCCUUUCGGAAGACAUAUGACAAAACUGUGGCUCUAGGACAUCGGCUGGAUAUUGUGUUCUAUCUUCUCCGAAUUGGCCUGUUUUAUAUGGACAAUGACCUCAUCACCCGGAACACUGAAAAAGCCAAAAGCCUAAUAGAGGAAGGAGGAGAUUGGGACCGGCGGAACCGUCUUAAGGUCUACCAGGGUCUUUACUGCGUGGCCAUUCGAGACUUCAAGCAGGCAGCCGAGCUUUUCCUGGAUACAGUUUCAACAUUUACAUCUUACGAACUUAUGGAUUACAAAACCUUUGUAACUUACACAGUCUAUGUCAGCAUGAUUGCAUUAGACAGGCCUGACCUUAGAGAGAAGGUUAUCAAAGGGGCAGAGAUUCUGGAGGUUUUGCACAGUUUACCCAAAGUCCGGCAAUAUCUUUUUUCACUCUAUGAAUGUCGGUAUUCAGUUUUCUUCCAGUCGCUGGCCAUCGUAGAGCAAGAGAUGAAGAAAGAUUGGCUGUUUGCGCCCCACUAUCGCUAUUAUGUUCGGGAAAUGAGAAUCCAUGCCUACAGCCAGCUCCUAGAAUCCUAUAGGUCGCUUACACUAGGUUACAUGGCAGAUGCUUUUGGAGUCUGUGUAGAGUUCAUAGAUCAGGAAUUGUCAAGAUUUAUUGCUGCUGGGCGACUACACUGCAAAAUAGACAAAGUCAACGAAAUAGUAGAAACUAACAGGCCCGACAGCAAGAACUGGCAGUAUCAAGAAACCAUUAAGAAAGGAGACUUGCUGCUAAACAGAGUGCAGAAGCUUUCUAGAGUAAUCAAUAUGUAACUUUUUAAAAAGCAAAAGGGGGAGUGCAUAAUUGAGACUGAACCAUUUUGGAAGUCAUCGCUGUGUGGUAUUACUUCUGCUAUUGCUGAGGAAAUUGGAACCGUGGUGUAGUUAAGGGUUUUUUUUUAUAGGCUACUUCCGUACGUUAACAAAACUGUAUAAAUGUUCUGUUCGUGUUUUCAGAUCAAUUUCAUUUAUUAAAUGUAUAAUACAGUUGA